Mustela lutreola (European mink) is the source of this 2649-nucleotide messenger RNA. RefSeq names its product metabolism of cobalamin associated A (gene MMAA). The transcript is spliced from 7 exons. Gene Ontology annotation, cellular component: cytoplasm. Gene Ontology annotation, molecular function: GTPase activity; GTP binding. The record is from RefSeq and is a predicted model, not a curated record. NCBI's taxonomy places the organism in Eukaryota, Metazoa, Chordata, Mammalia, Carnivora, Mustelidae. The coding region runs from base 136 to 1398 and encodes 420 amino acids.
CGCGGGGCGGGGCGGGGCGAACCCUGUCCGGCGGAAGGGGCGGGGCGGGACCGCACUUCCGUGGCCUCGGGCGGGGAGUCACAAAUCACAUUGAGCCAAAAAAACAAUCCAGUGUUUUCUGCCGUUACAAACAGAAUGAAUAUUCCCAUGCUACUGCAACAUUCUCACCGGAGUUUCCUAAAAGGCCUUUUAAGAACACCUUUCCGUCGUUACUGCUUCAUCUUUCACUCAAGUACUCAUCUCGGAUCAGGAGUCCCUUGUGCUCGGCCGUUUAAUUCUCUUGGACUCCAUUGUACAAAAUGGAUGCUGCUGUCAAAUGGUUUAAAGAGAAAAUUAUGUGUACAAACAACCUUAAAGGAACAAACAGAAGAAUUUUCUGAUAAAGAACAAAGAUUUGUGGAUAAACUUUAUACCGGUUUAAUCCAAGGGCACAGAGCCUGCUUAGCAGAGGCCAUAACUCUCAUAGAAUCAACCCACAAGAGGAAAAAAGAGUUAGCCCAGGUGCUUCUUCAGAAAGUAUUAGUCUACCACAGGGAACAAGAACAAAUAAAUAAGGGAAAACCACUAGCAUUUCGAGUGGGAUUGUCUGGGCCCCCUGGUGCUGGAAAAUCAACCUUUAUAGAGUAUUUUGGAAAAAUGCUUACUGAGAGAGGGCACAAAUUAUCUGUGCUAGCUGUGGACCCUUCUUCUUGUACUAGUGGUGGAUCACUCUUAGGUGAUAAAACCCGAAUGACUGAGUUAUCAAGAGAUAUGAAUGCAUACAUCAGGCCGUCUCCUACCAGUGGUACUCUAGGAGGCGUGACAAGGACCACAAAUGAAGCUAUUCUGUUGUGUGAAGGAGGGGGAUAUGACAUCAUUCUUAUUGAAACCGUAGGCGUGGGCCAGUCCGAGUUUGCCGUUGCGGAUAUGGUUGACAUGUUUGUUUUACUGUUGCCACCAGCAGGAGGAGAUGAAUUGCAGGGUAUCAAGAGAGGUAUAAUUGAGAUGGCGGACCUGGUGGCCAUCACGAAAUCUGACGGAGACCUGAUUGUGCCGGCUCGAAGGAUACAGGCAGAGUACGUGAGCGCCCUGAAGUUACUCCGCAAGCGCUCCGAAGUCUGGAGACCCAAGGUAAUUCGUAUCUCCGCCAGAAGUGGAGAGGGCAUCAGUGAAAUGUGGGAUAAAAUGAGAGAGUUCCAGGACCUCAUGCUCACCAGUGGGGAGCUGACAGCCAAGCGGCAGAGGCAGCAGAAAGUUUGGAUGUGGAAUCUCAUUCAGGAAAGCGUGUUAGAACAUUUCAGGACCCAUCCCACCAUCCGGGAACAGAUCCCCGUUAUGGAAAAAAAGGUUCUCAGUGGGGCCAUGUCCCCAGGACUAGCAGCAGACGUGUUGUUGAAAACUUUUAAAAGCAGAGACUAAGGAAAUUUAUCAUGUGCAAUGAUUUUAUCUAUCAUUUCAUAAAGUAUUUUAAUAUUAAAAGUCACUUGAAUGCUUAUAUUUUCAGUAAUUCUUUUGUGGUGCCCUUGGCCUCAUUUGUGAACCGUGCUUGAAAAGUAUGAUAUAGCUGGCAAAGGUCAGGCCCUUGGCAGUAUUUAUAAGGUACCUGUUACAUGUUACUGAUUUCCAUUUCUUUCUCUUCUUACACCCUGGCAUGGUAGGUGGCAGGGGGGUUCCUUCUCAUCAGUCACAGGCAGAGAAAACUGAAAGAACAGAAAAGGCUCAUGUGCCUUAAAAUGUUUUCUUUGAUACUGUAUUCUCUGCGUUUCCAGAGAAAAUGUAAGUAAGAGUUCUUCAGACCAGAAUCCUACACAAUGGGCUUAAGAGCUAAAAAUCACGACUGAUAUUUAGUGUCCAGACUAUUCUAGGGAUUUCUGAAAUGGCCAUGUAAUGUACAUGAGUAAGCAAACAAGUGGAAUGUAUAGUGAUGUGAACACAGUUUUAAAGUCUACUUGUCUAGACUUGUGGACCCCCCAUGAUAGGAAAGCCCAAAGGGAGCUGGGGGAAAUCAGCUACAAAUAAUAUGGCCCAUUAAUCCCCAAAAGUUGAAGUAUACCCUCAAAAGACCCAAGUGAGGUCACAAUGAUUUAAGGGGUAUUCAGUUUGAAUAUUAUCAGAGGCUUUUGCUUCUUUUCCUCCUUGGUCAUUUGACUUCGUAUUAGCAUCUUAAACAUCUGCCCUACUCCUAAUGAGGAGGAGCAAGUUUUCUCCAGAGGAAGCAUGGCACAGGGGUUGGGUUCUGGGGUUGAACUCUGUGGGUUUAAACUUUAAACAUUGAUCAGUCACUCAUUAGCUGUUUAAGUUUGGACAAAUAACCUACCUCUGUUUCAGUUUCUUCCCUGCUAAAAGGGAACUGACAUGUCAACUUUAUAGGGCUGAUGAGGAUAAAUGAGAUAACUCAGGAGAAUCAUUUUGCUACCAUGGUGGUAUAUAGGAAACACCCUGAAGCUGCUUGCUGUUAUUAUUAUGUUAGUUAUAAAUACCUGAAGCUGUACAAGUCUUAUAUGUAAGUUGAAUUUUCUGUCAUGGUCUUAUUACUGCCAUCAUGCUCUUGUGCUAUUUUAUGAUUGUCUUUAAAGUACCGGCUGUAGUUAAUUCUUUGAAUAUAUUUUAUACUGUUUGAUGGUGGUUAUAAGUGUGUACAUUUGAAUAAAAUUAUCUCUAACCAUGAAA